Trypanosoma brucei brucei TREU927 is the source of this 1722-nucleotide messenger RNA. RefSeq lists its product as hypothetical. NCBI's taxonomy places the organism in Eukaryota, Euglenozoa, Kinetoplastea, Trypanosomatida, Trypanosomatidae. The record is from RefSeq and is a predicted model, not a curated record. Gene Ontology annotation, biological process: transmembrane transport. The transcript has a single exon. Gene Ontology annotation, cellular component: membrane. The coding region runs from base 1 to 1722 and encodes 573 amino acids.
AUGGUGUCUUGUUUCGUGCGGCCGGUGGAUGUCUUUGGGAACCCCAAGACUGCCCUCGGUGAGAACCUAGAGCCGCAGCAUACAUGGCUGGAAUGGAUAUUUAUGCCGCGUCACAAGCCCCUCUUCCACAACUUUUCCUCCAAUGCGAGAGCAGGUUUGACAGUGGCGCUUGUCAACGUCCCAUUGAGUAUUGCACUCGCCAUUGGCAGCGGUGCCACACCUGAGCAGGGAAUAGUGAGUUGCGUAUGGGCAGGGACGGUGGCCACUAUUGUGGGAUCUUCGCAUUUCAACGUUGUCGGACCAACCGGUGCGCUCAGUGGCCUUCUCGCCUCAAUGGUUGCCGCUCGUGGCCCCGGGGUUCUUUCACCACUGGCGUUGCAAGCCGCGUUGUGGAUAUUUCUUUUCUUUCUUUUGCGUGUCAACCGUCUCCUGCGCUACGUGAGCUCCGGUGUGGCGCAUGGAUUUGGUUGUGGCGUUGCCAUAGUUAUCGCUGUUGGACAAAUUCCAUCAGCCUUAGGCCUGAAGAACGUGACACCGCACGAGUCACUGGUGGAGAAGCUUAAGGAAGAUUACAGAAGAAUCGACACCAUUAGCAUACCCGACACGUUGCUGUUUCUCUCCACAAUCUUACCUCUACUCAUACUCUCGAAGCGGUACAAUAAAAUCCCCUGGCAGAUCGUGUUUACCAUGUUGGGCAUAGCUAUGGCGAGGAUAUUGCCUUCUGGUAGUUUGGUGCUUCUUGGGUCAAAAUAUCCCAACCUUUCACUGAACUUCUUCUCUUUUCAGCCGUUGCACACGCUGAUUGAGGCGGACUACUUUGAUUUCAAAACAGUGUUGUACGGUUUUGGUAUAGCCAUUGUGGCACUUAUAGAAACCCUCAUUAGCUCCAUUAUUGCAAACAAUCACGUGGAUGAUAAGUCUUACCUCAAUUACUCGGGAGCCCGAGAUACAUUUGGCCUGGCUAUGGCGAAUCUGAUGAGCUCGUUAGUUGGCGGUAUUCCCUCCACCGCGGCGUUGGCGCGCACAGCGUUAAUGAUUCAUUCCAGCGCCUUUUCUCGUGUUGCCGGGGUUAUUUCAUGCAUGGCUGUGGCUUUAUUAUGUAGUGUGUUAUUGCCACUAUUCCGUGAUAUUCCCAUGGCCACCGUUGCGGCAAUCCUCAUGGUGGUGGCAUAUAAACUGGUGGACUUGCACGACUUGCACAUAUUGCAUGUGGUUGAUACGGCAAAUUUGUAUUCGACCAUCAUUACAUGCGCCGCGUGCGUACUUACCGAUACGUUCGUUGGACUUGUUGUUGGUGUCUUUAUCAGUGUACUUCUGAACUAUUCUGAUUCACAGGAGGCGGAGGUUUUAUUUGAAGAGGAGGAUGAGACAUUUGCCUCACCACACCGCCCGGAACCCGUUAUGUUCCGUGUCCUUAUUGUUCGACCACAGGAGUCUCUUCUUUUUAUUAAUGCGGAAAUCAUGAAAAAUACCAUAUUUGAGCGAAGUGUCACCUUUUGUGAGUCCACGCCUUCUGGGCUGAAGAGGCGACUUGUUCUCGAUAUGGCUCUUGUCAACCGCGUGGAUUUUGACGGCACGAAGGCGUUGGGUGAAAUUAUUAGUGCACACCGCGAGAAAAAUUGGGUUGUCGAUGUUAUUAACGCCCAACACCUUCGAAACAGCCUCGCCUUGUGCACACCCUUCCAUGAUUUGCACAAGUUGGAGUAUCAAGAAUUGUACUGA